CGUUGACAAUGCAAUCUUGCUUUUGCAAUGGAUACAGAGUCUCAAGUCAAGAAGGUACAAUUACCGGCUAAAUUUCUGGCUUGUGUAAAACAGGGAAGUUGGCUUAGGACAUCAGUUGGGUACAAGCCACCAAAUCAAUCAUUUCUGUCCAGUUCUGAGUGGGGAGUUCUUUUGCAAAGUGGCUCCUCGUUUGUUGAUAUACCGAUGAUUGACCAAAAGUUCUAUCAAAACAAGCUGCAUUUGUACUGGGAGGAACUCAAGGCGAUCGGAGUUAGAUUUGAAUUUCAGGAGGCAUCAGCGUACAUCGGCAGCCGCCUCAUGUCUAUGGCUGCAAGCAAUACGCUGAUCAGAGAGAAUGUGUACUCACUCCUUCGGCUGAUUCGGUUUCUUCGAGAGAAAGUUCUAUCGCCAAGCGAACUCAUCAACAGUGUCAAAGAUGGACAGUGGAUGAAGAGUACUCUCAGCUACAGGUCUCCAGUUGGUUGUAUCAUCUAUGAUUCAGGCUGGGCAGUUGCAUCCUGUAUCAGUAGCCAGCCGUUCCUUGAUGUCAAGUUCUAUGGCGACGACAUCCUUACCUACAAACCAGAGCUCAACUUGCUCGGUGUUCUUGUUGAAUUUAAAGACAGCUACAAACUUGUGAUUGAUAAUUUCAAGUUCAGUUCGGCUGCUAUUACUCCUGAGGCUACUGUGCUAAUCCUCAAAUGUAUCCAGCAUGUGAACUCAUGCGAUGCCUUCAUAAGAAAGAUCAAAGAUUUAAAAUGGGUGAAGACCAGUGUGGGGUUCCGUGCUCCUAAUGAAUCUUUUCUUGUGGAUCCUCGAUGGGAGUGCCUUCUAAAGGUCUUUGAUGGGGUUCCUGUAGUUGAUUUCAGAUUUGAUGGGAGUAAGCUUAGUCCCUACAAAGCAGAGUUGGAGAAGACCGGGUUGAUAGCAAAAUUGGAGGCGGCAUCAAAGGCUGUAGCUCACUUGUUCAAGCAGAUGGUUCUGAACUCAUCACUUCCAAAGGCGAGUGUCCUAGCCCUGCUAGCAUGUUAUGGGCAGCUGAAAACACAGGGCGCGCUCCCUGUCGAGCUUUUCAGUUGCAUGCUGAAUGAGAAGUGGUUGCGUACAUCGUUUGGUUUCAGAUCUCCCAAAGAUGCAAUCUUGUUCAAUGCAGAAUGGCAGUCUCUAUCAUCAGUAGCAGACCUACCUUUCAUAGAUGACGGUGACUCUCACCAAGGUUUAAGCAAAGAAAUACAUGGUUAUAAAGAUGAGCUCAAGAAUUUAGGUGUUACUACUGAAGUGAAAGCUGGUGCUAGGUUUGUCAUCAAUGGCAUCAACAUUCCCAAGGAUCCUUUACACUUGUCUGGAGCUACUGUCUUGUCAUUGCCCAGGUCCAUUCGGAGCUGGUUGGCUUCUUCAAGUAACUUCCCAAAGGGCUUUCUAGAGAAAAUCAAAGGCUGCAGUUGGUUGAGGACAAAAGUGGGGUUCCAAUGUCCUGAUGAGUCGAUCCUGUUUGAUCCAAAGAAUUCUUCCAUUCGCAUAGAAGAUAGCCCUUUCAUUGAUGAAGCAUUCUAUGGCUCGGAGAUAGCCUCAUUCAGAGACGCCCUUGCGGCAAUCGGAGUAUCUGUGGAUGUUAGACACGGACAUGAGCUUGUUGCUCGACAUCUGAAAGGCCACAAAAACAGGGCUACUAUUUCUCGUAUUUACACGUACCUUAAGGAGUACAAUUGGGAGCCUGCAAACAAGACUAGUGAUUGGAUCUGGAUACCAAAUAAAAAGAAAAGUGGAGAGUGGGUGAGCCCUCUGGGUUGUGUUCUUCAUGAUAAGGACAACCUUUUCAGCCUGCAGCUGCAUGUCUUGGACAAAUAUUAUGACAAGAAGUUGCUGGACUUCUUUUCACAUGUUUUUGGUGUGAGGAAUGGUCCUAGCGCUGAAGAUCAUUGCAAACUAUGGAGCACAUGGGAGAGCUCUGUCGAUGCGCUAUCUGCAGCUGACUGCUCUGCUUUCUGGCAGUUCAUUGCUAAGAACUGGAGCAAAAACACGGAGAAGCUUCUUUCUGCUUGUGUCAAGGUUCCAGUUUGUACCGACGGAACUAUCCUUCUGUCGAAGAAAGAGGAUGUGUUUAUUCCUGAUGAUCUACUCCCUCCGUUCCGAAUUACUUGUCGUAGGUAUGGAUGUAUCUAGAUGUAUUUUAGUUCUAGAUACAUCCAUUUCUGCAACGAGUAAUUUGGAAUGGAGGGAGUACUUCUCAAGGAUUUGUUCGACAAGCUGCCUAACCGGUCAUUGUUCAUAUGGUAUCCAUCUUCAAGCCUGCCUUCCAUGUCUCGAGCAAAGCUGAACAACAUCUACGAUAGCAUUGGAGUCCAGGCAAUAUCCAAAGCUGUUGGGAAGAAUGAUUCACUCGCAUCGGAAAAUGUCAGCCCAACAAAAGCUGCUCGGGUAAGGUCAUCAAUGUUGGUAUGAUAAAACUGGUCCUUGCUUUUCUUGCCGAUCCUGCUCUCGACAUUUCUGCUGAAGAGCGGCACAAGAUAUUUCCUGCCUGCUCAAUGUGACGGUGCUAGAGAACAGUGAGCCAAUCACGGUGGGAUACAACGUGAAGCUGUCCUCUGGGGCCGUUUUGGAUGUGAAGGCCACACGGAAGCUCCGGUGGGAGAGGGAGAGCUCGAAACUCUACAUGCAGAAAAGCAAGCGUGCACCAGGCUACAAGGAGAAGUUGGAGUUUGCGACGAACUUUGCGGAUGAGAUAUCCCAGGGGCUGCUCUUCGAGAAGGCAGAUCAGGUCCCUUUGCUCGCGGAGCUCAUUAAAAUCGGCAGUUUGAUGGACUUCCACGCUGCCGCUGUCGAGUACCUUCUGAAAUCAAAAAAUCUGCAGCUGUUCCCUGAAGACGAAGAAUUCCUUAACACUGCAUCACUAGGUCGUAGCAGGAACCGUUAGCGAUCUCUGGAGUUGUUCUUACGCAUGCCGACACAUGGAGUGAAGUGGUUACUUGCUGAUGGCCAGGCCUGCAGGAGCUUAAUUGAUGCUUAAAUCUGGAGCGUCCAGCAAUGCGCCUACUCGAUUAUCUUGUGCAUACGUUUUGUCGCGAUUACUAGCUGUGAACUUUUGUUUUGGCUUUCUCCCUUUAUGAACCGCAACCUGUCUGUGUUUUUCAGUGUGAAAUGACCCUCGUACGUACUGGUGUGUUAUCCUUUAUGUUUUGUGACCAUCAUCUCUUAUAUCUUGUUAUUAUUUAGCAUGAAUA
This is a messenger RNA of Triticum dicoccoides, 3221 nucleotides long. RefSeq lists its product as uncharacterized. The coding region runs from base 28 to 2163 and encodes 711 amino acids. Lineage: Eukaryota; Viridiplantae; Streptophyta; Magnoliopsida; Poales; Poaceae. The transcript is spliced from 3 exons. The record is from RefSeq and is a predicted model, not a curated record.